This is a messenger RNA of Rhea pennata, 3041 nucleotides long. RefSeq names its product inter-alpha-trypsin inhibitor heavy chain H4-like. The transcript is spliced from 22 exons. The record is from RefSeq and is a predicted model, not a curated record. Gene Ontology annotation, molecular function: serine-type endopeptidase inhibitor activity. Bases 1 to 2646 code for a protein of 881 amino acids. Gene Ontology annotation, biological process: hyaluronan metabolic process. NCBI's taxonomy places the organism in Eukaryota, Metazoa, Chordata, Aves, Rheiformes, Rheidae.
AUGAGGUUGCUUUUCCCCGGCCGCUUAAAGAGGCGUUUGGCUUCCUUUGACGUCCGCCUUGGGAGAGGGCUGCCCAGCGGUGAUGGUCGGUCUUUAGCAGGGUUUCUGUUUCCGCACGUUUCUUUCUUCCAGCAUGCUAUCGAAAUCGACAGCCUCGACGUGGACUGCAAAGUCACGUCCCGAUUUGCUCGCACCGUCAUCACCAGCAAACUCGUCAACCGGGCUAACGAAUCCCGCGAGGCGACCUUUGAAGUGGAGCUGCCCAAGACGGCCUUCAUCUCCAACUUCUCCAUGUCCAUCGACGGCAAGGUGUACCCUGGAGUGAUACAGGAGAAAGCGUCCGCUCAGCAGCAGUACGACGCGGCGGUCUCGCGUGGGCAGAGCGCCGGGCUCGUGAAGGUCGCGGGGAGGAGGCUGGAGCGGUUCCAGGUGGCGGCGAGCGCGGCGGCGGGCGGCAGCGUGGCCUUCGAGCUGGCGUACGAGGAGCUGCUCAGGCGGCGGCUGGGCAAGUACGAGCUGCUGCUGAGGGUGAGGCCGAAGCAGCCGGUUCGGCGCCUGCAGGUCGACGUGCGCAUCUUCGAGCCCCAGGGCAUUCGCUUCCUGGAGACCCACAGCACGCUCCCGACGAACGAGCUGGCGGCGGCGCUCACGGAGGUGCGCGACGACACCGAGGCUCGUAUUCUGUUCAAGCCAACGGUCGAUCAGCAGAAGAUAAGUCCCGACCCGGGCAAAGGCCUCCUCGAUGGCGAUUUCCUUGUGCAUUACGACGUUAGGAGAGAUGCAACUGCAGGUGACAUACAGAUUGUCAAUGGGUAUUUUGUGCAUUAUUUCGCACCCAGCGAAAUGCCUGUGCUUCCCAAAAACAUCGUCUUUGUUAUAGAUCGAAGUGGCUCGAUGGCAGGCAGAAAAAUCGAGCAGACGAGGGAGGCUCUCCUGAAGAUCUUGCAAGACCUCCGAGCAGAAGACCGCUUCAGCUUUAUCACCUUUAACAGCAAAGUUGCGGAGUGGAGGAGCUCCUUGCUGGAAGCCACAGCAGAGAAUGUGGCAAGUGCUGCGGCGUUUGUGCAAACUGUCACUGUUAGUGGAGGCACGGACAUCCACGGGGCCCUGCUGAUGGCGGUGGGCACGCUGCACAGAGCCAAGGCGCUGCCUGAGCGGAGCGUGUCCAUGAUCAUUUUGCUGACGGACGGUCAGCCCACCUCCGGUGAGACAAACGUGGAAGUAAUCCAAGAAGACAUCCAGAAAGCCAUCGGCGGGAAGUAUGCCCUCUUCUGCCUUGGCUUCGGCUUUGAUGUCAGCUAUAAGUUCCUGGAAAAAAUGGCCCUGAGCAACGGGGGAAUUGCGCGGCGUAUAUACGAAAAUGCUGAUGCAGCAUUGCAGCUCCAGGGCUUUUAUCAGGAGGUGGCUACUCCAAUAUUAAUGAAAAUUAAAAUGCAGUAUCCAGAAAAUGCCAUUGAGGGAUUAACCAAGACCAACUUCAAGCUGUUUUUUGAAGGGUCUGAAAUUGUAGUGUCUGGAAAAAUCAGCAACAAGCUUGAUCUUCUGCCAGUAGAAAUUAAAGCUCAGUCUCAUACUAGUGACUUGAUGCUUAAAGAAGAAGCAAACAUUAAAGAGAAGGAGCAAGUAUUUCAAAAUCAAAGCUACAUAUUUGGAAAUUUCAUUGAGAGACUGUGGGCUUACCUAACCAUUCAACAGCUUCUAGAAAAAUCUAUUUCAGCCCAAGGAGAGCAGCAGAAAGCCCUGGAGGCGCGCGCCCUGGAGCUGUCACUGCGGUACGGCUUUGUUACCCCCCUCACCUCCCUGCUGGUCACCAAACCUGCCGAGCAGCUGCAGGUGGAGCUGGCGAACAAGCCCACCGAAGCCGAUAAUGAGAAGUCCAGCAGCUUCCUAGGAGGAGAUGCUUAUAGACUGAGGAGUGGAUCACUUCCCGGUCGCUGGCGCGCUCUGCUCCAGUCUGGCAGCAACAAAAAAGUGCAUUCGCCAGUUGUCAGGCUAACCGGACAAACAAGAUCCCAGCCCCUUGCCAACGACUAUCCCCAACUUCUCUUGCAAUUGCCUGGACAAAAUGAAAUAAUCUGCUUGAAUAUUGAUGGGCAAGCACAGGCUCCUGUAGACCUGCUUUCUGAUCCAGAGCGAGGAAUCUCCGUGACUGGGACUCUCGGGGACAAAACAAAUCACUUUGUGCACUUCGAAAUUACCUAUGCGAAUCCUCCGGUGCAAAUCCACGUCUCCACCGAGGCGAUCCUAGUACGCCACGAUCGCGAGACCAGACGGCUGCCGUGGGCCGAGUCUGCCACCUCCACGGUCCGGAGGCUGAGAAUCUCGGUUGAAAAGGAACGAAGCCUGACAGUGUCACUGCCGGAUACCGUCACAGCAAAAAUAGCCUUCGUAAAGCUUCCAGAUGAUUUCCUCGGACUGUAUUUCUUGGACACCAACCAUUUUUCUGACAACAUCAGUGGAGUUCUUGGUCACUUGUAUUCAAAAGCACAACUUGCAAAUAAGCCCAGUGUAAAUCAGAGAGAUGAUGUAAAACUCCUAAGUAUAUCCGGAUCUGAGCACAGAGUUACCAGGCAAAACAAGAAAGACUACAGGCUUGAGUCAGCCAGUGAUUCUGUUUCCUGCUGGUCAUUAGAUAUAACUUCCUAGAGAAGAGUAAUUUAAGAAGAAAAACAUUGCAAAUGAUGCUCUCCAAGCAUUUGUGAUACUCUCUCAUCAAGAAAACCACACAGUUACUGCCUUACUUGUUAAUGCAGGAACGUCAUAAAUAUCUUACCUCAAAAUCAUUAUACUUUUAAGAAGGGAACUUGCUUGCUUGUUGUUUGUAAUUUUAAAAUGGUUUAUAAUAGGUUGGUUAUGUUUUGGAAGAUUCUUGUAAACAAAAUAAAAUCAACACUAUCAGCUUAUGGUUGCACACGGAGAGAGAGACUCAGUUUUCUGAAUAAAAAUAAGUAGUUGUAGCAUCUAACUCAGCACACCUGUCAUGCAAACAGUACUAAAUUUUUAAUGUUUACACUCGGGAAAUUUCCAGUUACAAAUGACAG